GACAGAAAGAGGGAGUGGAGAGAAAAAUAGUGGUUGUCUGUGGCUCUCACGGAAAGUUGUCUCACCAAAAGAGAGGGGGUUAUUUAUUUAUUUUUCCAUUGUUAAUUUUAUCAUCGUGGAACAUAUUGAAUAAAAUACUUGUUAUUAAACUGGGAAUUUCUUCAAUCUGAGAUUUAAUCUCAGACUGAUUCUUCUUGUGGGACUAGUUUUAUUAGGAUCCUACUAGUUGUCUGGUGUGGAUAUAAUACCAGUCUGUCUUUAAGAUGGGGUCCAGAACUCUUCUACUUGUUCUGGGUCUUCAUUUCACUCUUCUGGGGAACCUAGAGGCCAUAGAUUGCGACCCGGGCUUCACAGCCAAAGGGAGACUGUGUGAUGAUUGUGAAUGUGAUGAUAUAGAUGAGUGUAAAGAGUGGGACAGUACCCCACCCUGUGGAAGUAAAGCUGAAUGUUCCAACACACCGGGGAGCUUCUACUGUCACUGUCUACCUGGGUUCAUAUCCACAAUGAAUGUCUACUUUACUCCUCUCACUGGGGAAUGUAAGGACUUCGAUGAGUGCCUGGAGAAACCACAUGUUUGUGGCAACAACACCAUUUGCCUCAACAUCAUCGGGAGCUACAACUGCCAGUGUCAACCUGGGUUCAGAGUUACUUACACUGGACGCUGUACAGAUGAGGAUGAGUGUGUGUGGGUUCCCCCGGUGUGCGGCGCUCUGGGCAUGUGCACAAACACACCUGGCCGAUACACCUGCACCUGUCCGUCAGGGCUCAGUAACCACGGCAACAACACUGCCCCCUGUACAGACAUCGAUGAGUGCCUGGAGAAACCACAGUUUUGUGGCAGCAACGCCAGUUGCCUCAACACAAUUGGGAGCUACCACUGCCAGUGUCAACCUGGGUUCAGAUUCUCUAAUCACACUGUGAAGAACUGAUGGAAAUUCCAAUAUCAAGUUUUCUGAUGAGUUUAGCAAUGGUUUUGUCACGUCUGCUCCUGCUCCCCCUCUCUGACGCUCGAGGUUGCCAGGCGGCUCAUCAUUACUCACACCUCUCACCAUCGUUACGCGCCCCAGCGUUUCAUCGGACUCACCUGGACUCCAUCACGUCAUUGAUUAUCUACCCUAUAUCUGUCACCCCCUCCAGUUCAUUUUACGCGUCUGCAUUGAUGUUGUUUUGUUUCUCCUGUUCAGACGCUGUUCCUGUUUUUCAUGUCUGUUAAUCCAUUAAAUAUUCAUUCCCUGUA
Oncorhynchus nerka (sockeye salmon) is the source of this 1237-nucleotide messenger RNA. Its product is annotated as adhesion G protein-coupled receptor E2-like. The record is from RefSeq and is a predicted model, not a curated record. Lineage: Eukaryota; Metazoa; Chordata; Actinopteri; Salmoniformes; Salmonidae. The transcript is spliced from 6 exons. The coding region runs from base 264 to 929 and encodes 221 amino acids. Gene Ontology annotation, molecular function: calcium ion binding.